AAAGGGCAGACAGACAGCUGCUGAAGGUCAGACGAACCCGGAGUUUGCUGUCGCACGUGACCGCUGGGUGUUUACACCCACCUCUGUCUUCUGCCUCCUUCCUACCCAGGGGCCUGACGGUCCGAGUGCAACCGCAGGCCAGCCCCAGUCUCCCAGGCCCGUGGCUGCCGCCCGCGAUGGCGCUGCUGGGCGCGCUCGUCUGCUGCCUGCUGGCCGCCUGGCACGGCUGCCCCGCCCUCGGGCUGCCCCUGGCUCCCGCGGGCGGCCCGAGACCCGCUCCGGCGGUGGGACAGUUUUGGCAUGUGACUGACUUACACUUAGACCCUACUUACCACAUCACAGAUGACCACACGAAAGUGUGCGCUUCCUCCAAAGGCGCAAAUGCCUCCAAUCCUGGCCCUUUUGGAGAUGUUCUGUGUGAUUCCCCAUAUCACCUCAUCUUGUCAGCAUUUGAUUUUAUUAAAAAUUCAGGACAAGAAGCAUCUUUCAUGAUAUGGACAGGGGAUAGCCCACCUCAUGUUCCUGUGCAUGAACUCUCAACAGACACAGUCAUAAAUGUGAUUGCUAAUAUGACAACCACCAUCCAGAGUCUCUUUCCAAAUCUUCAGGUUUUCCCUGCACUGGGUAAUCAUGACUAUUGGCCACAGGAUCAACUACCUAUAGUCACCAGCAAGGUGUACGAUGCAGUGGCAAACCUCUGGAAGCCAUGGCUGGAUGAAGAAGCUAUUCACACUUUAAGGAAAGGUGGCUUUUAUUCACAGAAGGUUUCAACUAAUCUGAACCUUAGGAUCAUCAGUCUAAACACAAACUUGUACUAUGGCCCAAAUAUCGUGACCUUGAAUAAGACCGACCCAGCAAAUCAGUUCGAAUGGCUAGAAAACACACUGAACAUCUCUCAGCAAAAUAAGGAAAAGGUGUACAUCAUUGCGCAUAUUCCAGUGGGGUAUCUGCCCUAUACGGUGGGCACCACAGCAAUGAGAGAAUAUUAUAAUGAGAAAUUGAUAGAUAUUUUUAGAAAAUACAGCAAUGUCAUUGCAGGACAAUUUUAUGGACACACACACAGAGAUAGCAUCAUGGUUCUUUCAGAUAAAAAAGGAAGUCCAAUAAAUUCUUUGUUUGUGGCUCCUGCUGUUACCCCAGUGAAGAAUGUUUUACAAAAACAGACCAACAAUCCUGGUAUCAGACUAUUUCAGUAUGACCCUCAUGAUUAUAAGUUAUCGGAUAUGUUGCAGUAUUAUUUGAACCUGACAGAUGCUAAUCUAAAGGGAGAAUCCAACUGGAAGCUGGAAUAUAUCCUGACCCAGACCUAUGAUGUUGAAGAUUUGCAGCCGAAAAGUUUGUAUGGAUUAGCUAAACAAUUUGCAGUUCUAGACAGUAAGCAGUUUAUAAAAUACUACAAUUACUUCUUUGUGAGUUAUGACAGUGGUGUAAUUUGCGAUGGGAAAUGUAAGUCCUCUCAAAUUUGUGCAAUUAUGAAUCUUGAUCAUGUUUCCUAUGUAGAUUGCCUCAAACAAUAUUAUAUAAAGCAGAAUCUGUAGUAUUUCACAGUUUGUAUUCAGAGAAAAUGUCACAUUGCUCUGUUUCUGAGAUCAGUUUAUGGGAAUUGUUACAUAAAUCUUGUGAGUUACUGAUUGGGCAAGCAGAAUUCUUACUGUCUGCUUUCUUUUCUAUGAUACCCAAAUGUAUAUAUUUUUAACAUUCAAAAUUUUUAUUGUAUUCACUAUAUUUAAACUGCCAAUUACUAGAGUGAUGUUUGGAUGUAAAUAUCCUAUCUUCCAGUUUUUAUAAUUAUGUCUAAUUUAUACUCUUGUUGAAAUUGUCAUUUAUACAAUAAAACAAAUGAUUCUUCCCUAA
This is a messenger RNA of Equus caballus (horse), 1854 nucleotides long. RefSeq names its product sphingomyelin phosphodiesterase acid like 3A (gene SMPDL3A). The record is from RefSeq and is a predicted model, not a curated record. Lineage: Eukaryota; Metazoa; Chordata; Mammalia; Perissodactyla; Equidae. Gene Ontology annotation, molecular function: phosphoric diester hydrolase activity.